Molecule: messenger RNA, 990 nt
Organism: Diplodia corticola
Lineage: Eukaryota; Fungi; Ascomycota; Dothideomycetes; Botryosphaeriales; Botryosphaeriaceae
Product: bzip transcription factor
Exons: 3
Coding region: 1-990 (329 amino acids)
Cellular component (GO): RNA polymerase II transcription regulator complex
Molecular function (GO): transcription cis-regulatory region binding; DNA-binding transcription activator activity, RNA polymerase II-specific
Source: RefSeq, a predicted model, not a curated record
AUGCCUCGUGCGCCUGCCAGACCGCGCGAAACCCUCGCCCCCGCCGUCGCUGCGCAGCACCCCAGCCUGCGCCCGCAACCGCUGCCCACGCCGCCCGCUGCCGUCCCACGCCGCGGGUUGAAUGACGGCCGCCACGAACGCCUGGAGCUACACGAUGAAUCAAUCGCCCUCGGUUUAAGAGAGCACCUCAUCGCCGCCGGCGCCGGCCAGCCGCACCCCACGCCCCAGAUCAACCCGGGUCCCACGGCGCAUGCCACCGACCAUAACCAACACCAAGGCCUCGACCCCUCCAUCACGACCGCCGGAUAUCCAAUGAGUGCCGGCGACGCCGCCGAUGGCCACCUGAGCGAGGGUGGCCGCAAGGGCCGUCGCGAGCUCUCAACGUCGAAGCGCGCCGCGCAGAACCGCGCUGCUCAGAGAGCCUUCCGCCAGCGCAAGGAAGAGUACAUCAAAUCGCUCAAGGACCAGGUCAAGGACUACGAGCAAAUGGCGGACCAGUUCCGCGCCAUCCAGUCCGAGAACAACACGCUGCGCGACUAUGUCAUCAGCUUGCAAGCGCGCCUCCUCGAGUCGCAAGGCAGCUAUCCGGAGCCCCCUGGCAACAUCGACCUGUCGCGCCCGCACACGGAGAUCCCUCCGCCCGUCCAGGCCAUGCAGUCGCCGCAGCCGCCGAACAGCUCUGGGACUUCCCAGCACUCUCAGCAGCAGCAACAACCGCAGCAGCAACACCAGCCUCAACAGCACCAGCAGCAACAUCAGCAGCAGCCCGCCCCGACGGCGCCCAUGUCUGCUUCGGCUGCUCAGCAACUCCAGCAGGCGGCGGCCCAGGCGGCGGCAGCUCAGGCCUCGACUGAGCAUCUGAACAACGGCGCCAAGCACUCUCAUGAGGAGGCUCAGUAUCUCCCCGCAUCCAAUGAGUACCCGCCGCAAAAGCGGAUGAAGAGCGAGGAUGCUGCGGCUAAUUCAGGUAGGCAAAGUUCUUUUGCUUGA